GUGAACUCAGUCCUGCAGUUGGGUGUUCUGGACAGUGAAUGCUAUAGGUCAAUAGUGCACCAGAUUUUAUCUAUUUAACCUUAGUCAUUCUUAGGUGUGGCUCCAUCUCCAGCAUUUGGCAGAUUUUGCCUGACAGACAGUUGUUCCAGCACAGCACUUUGAAAGAAUAUAUUUUCAUUUUUUUCAUUCUACAAGAUGGCAAACCCUGGGCUGCAGAUGCUAGGAUUUACUCUGGCAUUCAUAGGCUGGGUUGCUCUCAUUGCCUGCACAGCCAUGCCACAGUGGAAGAUGUCAUCCUAUGCAGGUGACAACAUUGUGACUGCACUGGCGAUCUAUGAGGGACUUUGGAUGAGCUGUGCCAUGCAAAGUACUGGGCAAAUGCAGUGCAAGAUGUUCGAAUCCUUGAUGAAGCUAGACAGUAUUCUUCAUGUCACCCGCGCUCUUAUGAUUAUUGGUAUCAUCCUGGGGGUGGUGGCUAUGCUCAUUGCUUCCAUUGGCAUGAAGUGUACCACAUGCUUGGCAGAUGACAAAGACAAAAAGAAUCGUGUGGCUACAGUUGGUGGAGCUGUUUUUAUUAUUUCUGGUCUCUCAGCUCUGAUAGGUACUUCAUGGUAUGGCAAUAAAAUUGCCAGGGAUUUUUACAGUGCUUUCGCUCCUGUAAACACAAGGUAUGAAUUUGGUCAGGCUCUCUUUGUGGGCUGGGCAGGUGCAGCUCUGUGCAUCAUGGGCGGUGCCUUCCUCUGUUGUUCCUGGCCAAGAAAACAGCAGUCAAGCUAUCAUGCAAAGAACUAUCCAAAAGCAAGAAAUGCAACCCCAGACAAACAGUUUGUAUAGGAAGAUGUCUGAAACUCUACAAACGAUUGAUAAUGAGACAUUUUAAGUGAUUUACAGUUCUUUUAGAACAAUGGACAAUGCACCUCUUUAGUUCUCAUUUUGCAUAAAAAUAUAACAAUAAGUCAAAAACAACUGCAUUAUCCAGUAACAUAGAAUCAACAACGUGCUGGCUUCUCUGUACACAUUGGCAGAAAGCUGCAUGCUCAAGUCUAUCUCCAGAUUUAGAAGACUGUCUUAUAUAAAAGAUUAGCAGCAGUUACUAAAAUAAUGUUUUUCAAUGUUAAAGUAUUAUAAAGAACAUUAACCUCUUUUCUGGCUACAAUACAGUGGGCACACCAUGUCAUUCAGACUGGAGAAGGUCAAUCACAAACACUGUAUAUUAGUAAGCUUAAGGAGCAGUGUCUUCUGUCAUAUGACAACUACAGCAUUACUUCUAUUAAUUUCCAGCAUCUUUAGGUUACAGUCUUCACAUCCUUAGCUCCUUCAUCAAGUCCACGUUUAUUCAUGCCCUUUACUAUGGCAUCCAAAGCAAAUAUGUUCACUUAAGUUCCUUAAUCAAUUAACCACAGUUAUCAAUUUGUGUGGCCUUUUAUAAUAUGGACUUUCAGGUUUUGCUGGUCAGUACUGCUAAACAUAAUGGUGUGCAUGAAUUUCCUUGCCUAAAAUAAUUGACAAAGGAUUGUAACAGAUUUUUUAUCAAAGCCCUUGUCUGCAGCCAUGUUUGAAGUAGGAUUUGACAACAUCAAUGGAAUAACUAUGCUUGCUGCCAUUUUAGAAUUCACCUCCCUUCACUAUGCCGUGUGCUAAGUUCUUUCCAGUACUUAUUGCAUUUAGUGUAAUUGUCCAAGUUGACUUGCCUUUGAGACAUAUUGAGACCACCUAAUCACGAGCAUUGUUUACAGAUUCCUAUAGUUAAUACUAAAUUGGGUUGCUUUGUUUAGGUUAUGAAAUAAAUUUUCCUUGUUAUGCUACUUUCGGUGAAUGUGUUGUCACUGCCGGGCUGUGAACCUGUGGUGACGGUACAUGUCCUGCCUUUGUUUAAUCAGCCUGGAAGCCCAUCAUUUUGCUUCUAGUUUCUUCCUGUAGAAUUAUUGAAAGUGCCACAGUGAUUUACAUCAGUAUCCACCAGUAAUGGGACAAUGCUUUGCUUGCCAAUGCCAGACCAUUACCUGAAUGAAUGUCCUGGAUCCUGUCCUCUCACAGGAAUGAAAAAUUGUCACUUUCACCAGUGGAAGUGACCCAUCCAGAAUGCAGACAUUGAAAAUGUUGGCACACAAAAUGUAGUCAUAAUUUACAUUACAAUGGGAACAGACUGCCUAUCCUAAACGUCUCAUGGCACUGGGAAAUGUAAUUUACCUUUUCUGGGUCUAUAUUUUAUUUGUAUAUUCUGUGCUGGGACAUUUUCAAUUAGCUCAGUGGUAAGGAAAUAUAAUCCUUUAAAGACUGUUCAUGUCUUUGAAUUCUACAUCUCUUCUAAAACACAGUCUUGUAGUAGAAACACAACUACUGUCUUAUCAGGAAAAUUUCUAGUUUGCCACUUUUAAUUCCUUUCACUGUGCUUUUUAAAUCAUGUGUUACAUUAUAAGUGCCAUUAUUCUAGAAACAGUAUAGAAAGGUAUACUUCUCUGUACUUCCUGUCUUCUUGGAUUUAAAAAAAAAAACAUGACAGAAAAAGUAUAUAAGAAAUGCCAAAAUGUUUCACAGAAUUUCAAAACCCCAUUUAGAAUUCAGAAAGGCUUACCAUGACAGUCAACCCUUAACAUGAAUACUUUUCCUAGUGUUGAACCUUUGUGAUUCAUAGACCAAGUAUUGCUGUGGUUUUCUACUAGAGGGAGUUUAGGGCAUGUAGGGUGGUCCCACUGAUUAAGCAGCACAAUGAUGAUAUGAUUCAGGGGAGUAGCUAUUGCUUAUUAGCCAUGUGCUCCCUCUCAGAAAUGCCAGCAGCUCCCUAUUUAUGCUGCCAAGAAAUUCAGAGAAUUGCUCAGCUGUGAAAAUUUGCACAGUUGGCAGAAAAAAGCUAACAUGGUCAAAUAAGAGCAAUCACCCUUUCAUUGCUACGGAAGCAGUCACAGUGCAAGUUCAGUGAGUGGGCCAUGAAUGAAGCUGGAUGAAUGUUGUGUGUGUGUGUGUGUGUGUGUGUGUGUGUGUGUGUGU
This is a messenger RNA of Protopterus annectens (West African lungfish), 2988 nucleotides long. RefSeq names its product claudin-1-like. Gene Ontology annotation, biological process: bicellular tight junction assembly; cell adhesion. The record is from RefSeq and is a predicted model, not a curated record. Lineage: Eukaryota; Metazoa; Chordata; Ceratodontiformes; Protopteridae. The coding region runs from base 196 to 834 and encodes 212 amino acids. Gene Ontology annotation, cellular component: plasma membrane; bicellular tight junction. The transcript is spliced from 4 exons. Gene Ontology annotation, molecular function: structural molecule activity.